This is a messenger RNA of Populus trichocarpa (black cottonwood), 2681 nucleotides long. Its product is annotated as myb family transcription factor PHL6. Bases 769 to 2124 code for a protein of 451 amino acids. The transcript has 8 exons. NCBI's taxonomy places the organism in Eukaryota, Viridiplantae, Streptophyta, Magnoliopsida, Malpighiales, Salicaceae. Gene Ontology annotation, molecular function: DNA binding; DNA-binding transcription factor activity. The record is from RefSeq and is a predicted model, not a curated record.
CGAGGAUUGGAUUAGCCGGCGUUAUUGUGUUUGAUUUGGGAAUGUCUGAAGGAGAAGACCAGAUCCCAAUUGUUAUUCUGAAGGUGUUACCCGGCAAUGGAUAUUCUUUAACAUUCAUGCUACAGUACUGUUUAGAUUUCAAAAACACUUUUUUAUUUUAUGAUCCUGUUGUAAUGAAAAUGAAUUGAAUCUUUCUACAUAAACAGAACAUGGAAUCCAAUUAAGAUCAAUGAUAUAAUGACAAGAUUGGGGAGGCGAGGGAUCUAAACAAGGCUAAUCCAAUAGAGCAACAUCGUAACAUCUUUGUUUACCUUGAAGUUCUCGUAAACUUCUCCUACGAUGGAUUAUUUGAUAAAAGUAUUGAUUUGACGUAUUGAUUGACUGGACUAAUUCGUGAUAACUACAUGCCAAAAGGAUUCUAAUGAUUUAACAAUGCAGUGCAGAGGAACACAAGCUACCAAAAGCUUCCCGACACGGGAGUUCUUUUUUACCCCCAAAGAAUCCUAAACUUCAUCGUUUUUGUUUUAACAUCAUUACCUUAUUUACAUGGAGAGAGGAGAGGGAAGCAGGGGAGCUUCAUUGGUGGGCUUUUCUUGUUUUUGUAGAAUACAUGCAGGAAGACAGGAGCCAUCACACCAAAUACAGCACCCUCUUCCUCUUUCUUAACGCAUGGCAAUUGGGGUCAUCUCAAGAUAUCCUUCACUAUCUGCUAACCGGAGAGAAGGUGAAAAAGUGAAGGCUGAAGAGUAGACCUCUCGUUUGAGGAUCAUGAAAUUCUAUAGUACUGUCAAGUCCUUUAAUAGAAGGAAAGGGGCGAUGCAAACCCAUCCUUCUUCGUUGAAUACUGAGUCAGUAGGCUUAUAUUGUUUAAAUAAAAAUCUCCAAUAUUCUGCUGUCCUGCCUGAUUGCGUACAACCAAAACCACCCAAUUCCCUCCCACAGGCAUCCUUGUUCCUAACACGGACAUUAAACGCGAGCCCUAUCUUGAAUGAUGCUGUUUCUUAUGGCUCCAUUGGUCAACCUCGCAAAGGCACCAUGUUCUCCGCCAGUUUACAACCAUCACCUUUGACAAUUGCUGAGAGUGAUCUCCAGCUUCCCACCUCACCUUUCCUUCAACGUCCUCUACCUGUCGAUCAUAUCACUCCCCCUUCAGACUCUUUAUUUCUUGGAGGACAAGAUGUAAUUACUGAGCCUGAAAACGAAAAUUUGAUGGGUGUCCUGGACGAGUGCUCUGGUGGGAGCUUUACAGGUUUGCACUGCACUAAGGAGAGUUUGACAUCCACUGAGAAGCUUGUACUUCAAUAUUUGUCCAAGGAGCUUGAAAUUCCCGUCGAUGACGUCUCCCAAAAUUCCACCCUCAAUGAAGCACAGCGAGUUUCAUCGAUCCCUGUCACUGAGUUGAAUCAUAAAGCAAACUAUCGUUCGUCAGCUGCACAAAUGGAUGACAGCAUUAACCGACUUCCUGAAGCUGCAACUUCACAAAAGCAAAGAAUAAGAUGGACGACUGAGCUUCAUGACCUUUUUGUAGAUGCAGUUAAAUCCCUCGGAGGCCCUGAUGUUGCAACUCCAAAAAGUAUAUUGGGUAUUAUGAAUGUUAAGGGCUUAAGUAUCUAUCAUGUCAAGAGCCAUUUGCAGAAGUACCGCCUAGCUAAAAAAUUUCCGGAGACAAAUCAUGACAAGAGCACUUCCACCGUGGUAGAGAAUAAAGCAGCUUCAUCGAACAGUAACAAUGAUGCACUUGUCAUUGAGUCCAAUAGAGACGUGCAAGUAACAGAGGCUUUGCGCACACAAAUUGAAAUUCAAAAGCUGCUGCAUGAGCAGCUUAAGGCACAGAAAGAGCUUCAGAUACGCAUUGAGCAGAAUGAAAAGUUCUUGCGGGAGUUAAUGGAACAGAAAGCGAUUUCGAUCUAUGAGCCAUCAUCAUUUGCUGUCCCUGCCUCAGAACCCAAACUGCUGCCUCACUCUCCAUCUGCUGAUGUUUCCUCACCAGGGCAAGCUGCAGUGAAUAGUGAUUGCUAUUUAUUCCAACCAUCAAAUCACAAAGACUCUGACGCUGUGGAAUCUGAGAAGGCAAAAUGUCCUAAACGGGAUCGAGGACAAAAGGAACAUCCGAUCCUACACUAAACUAGUUGACAAUUGCAGAAAAUGAAAGUUCACUGGAAGCCAUGAUUCUGAGCAUUUGAUGAUUGAAAAGCCUUUUGUAUGAUUGCUGCACUCAAGUUCUCGUGUGUAAUGCGCGCCACUUGCAAUUAUAAGAAUAAUACUAUCGUGCGCAAAUUCCAUCCCAAUAUGAGAACUAAAAAUGUUUAGGUUUGCAUCUUCAAAGAAGCUGAGGAGUGUUAGCUGAGAUUUCAAGGAAAGAAAAUCAGUCAAAUUUAUGCAGCAAAAGUUCGAUGUUUCUAGCUCAACUGUUGGUUUGACGCUUCAAUCUCCAUGUUGAGUACAUCUAAUUCAAUUCAAGAUGGACAAGCAGUAGGUACAACUCUCUCAGUUUAAAAAGCAACAAGGGAAUAAAAACCAUCAGGUUACCUUUUAAUUUUACAUCUCCUUCAAGAUUUUAGUCCUGAACAUCCAAAAAAAAAAAAUCGUUUCUAUGCGGGUUAUAGGUGGUAGUUAACUGCCACACGAAAGAGAGGAGGCAAAAAUAUAAGAAGAAAAGAGAAGCGAUCGAUGCCAUGGUA